AUGUGGGCCAAUGGCAACCUUCAUGUGCACAAUAUACACAAUCUUGGCCGCCCUCAACCCACGCUACCAUGCCUAGUGAUGGGCUGUAUCUGCUGUGUUUACAACAGGUCAGGGCACACCACUCAUAUGCAAUCCCAGCAUCCACUGGCAUCUGAAGAACCCGAAGUCCCGUCAUCACACCAUUCCUCCUCCAAGUUGAGUUCACAAUGUUCCCAGUCAUCCCGACCUGGCACCAGACAUGCUGCAACAAGCUCAGCAUGCAUGCAUUCAUGCAGCCCAACUCAGACUAGCGCAGGUGACGAACAACUUGAAGCACCUGGGAGUCGCAACGAUCAAAUGGAGUGUGACUUGCCAGAGUUGGAUGGACAUGGGUAUGGCUUUCAUGAUGAUGCUGCCAAUGAGGCAGGUAUGAACAGCUCAGAUCAACAUCCUUCAAGUGGUGCUGGUUCCAUUGGCCAGGCGAGUCAAGAUGGUAGUGUUCCUCUUCAAGUUCCUGGUGUUACCAGAACAUAUCAUCCUAAUAUCAAUGGGAGAAUUUGCGAUGAACACAGAGAUGACAUACCACCGAAUACUCUGCCACCUCCACAUCCAUCAAAUCGUGGACCAGACAACUGGACACCAUAUGCUAAUCAAGUCAAAUUUGAAGUCGCAGACUUCCUCUACCGUCGCAACCAGAUGUUGGGAGCCACCUCAUUAGCGGCUCAUGGUGAAACACCACCCUUUGCAAACCACAUUGAGAUGUACAACAUCAUUGAUUUGAUGCCUCUAGAUGACGUCACCUGGCAGACUUUUUCCUCUGAAUAUAAUGGUGCUCUACCUGAAGAUCCUCGGAUCCUUGUGCACAACAUUCUCUCCAACCCAGACUUUGAAGGUGAAUUUGACUAUGCUCCGCUACAGGAGUAUGAUACCAGCAACAGAGCACAUUGCUUUCAGGACUUUAUGUCCGCCAUUCUUUAUCCUUUUUCCAAUUUUCUCAUCUCUCACAAUUCACAGAAUUUGAUUGCUGAGAAUCCCAAUACAAUUGGAUCUAUGUUCAUUCCAAUAAUCCUUGGCAGCGACAAGACUACUGUCUCCAUUGCUACUGGACACAACCAGUACUGGCCGGUUUAUAUGUUGAUUGGCAACAUCCGCAACAAUGUGCAACAUGCACACCACAACGCUGACAAGGAGUCUGCCAAAGAUGCACACUUUCGAAAAUUCCGCCAUCAGCUUCUCCACUCAUCACUGGCAAAGAUGCUGGAAUCCCUCAAACCAGGUAUGACAACACCCGAGGUUGUAUGCUCCCCCAAUGCAUUGCUCGCUUGCAUCGUUCAAAACUGGUGCCCAAAAUGUACUGCUCCAGCUGAUGGUCUUGACAAUGGUACCUAUGGUCGGUGUUCCCAUGACCAUACCGAAGUCUUGGUAGAGGAAUUUGAGUUAGGUGUGCUAUGGGAUGAAUACGGACUUGUAGGAGACAUUGUGCUGAUAAGGGGUGCGUUCAAGGACCAUAUUGUCACCUGGGUCCACAAAUACAUUAAGGCUCAGUACUCAGAAAACGAGGCGAAUAUAAUAUUAGAUGAUAUUGAUCACCGGGGCUUCAAACAAUGGAUGGGAGAUGAUUCCAAAGCACUUAUGAAGGCGUAUAUACCUGUGAUUGAAGGCCAUGUACUUCCAGAGAUGGUGCUGACUUUGCAAGCCUUGAUUGACUUUGUGUACAUCACAUGGUGCAAUAUCAUCGACUCCAACAGCCUCAAUGCAUUGGAUGAUGCACUCAAGUGUUUCUACAGGCACUGCAAAAUAUUUGAAACAUCCAGUGCUGUCAAGGAGCUGUGGCGACGGUCCAGUCAGUUUGAAGCCCUCAAUCAGAUGUUACUGACAAAUCAAUGUCUAGAUAAGUUAGUGGUGUCUCGUAUCGACUUUGCUAGCCGUGGGAUGCUAAGAGGAACAUUCCAGCUCGAGGACGAGCCUAUUGACAUUCCCCAUCUCGGAUGCAACAAUCACGUGAAUGCCAACUUGGAGGCUGAUGCAGACCAAGAUGCUGAGCUCGAGGGUGAUGCUGUUGCUGGACCAACAGUGAUAGCUCAUGUAGACUUGGCAAAGAAAUCUGCAAAACAGAUCUACACAGACCUCCUUGCAGAUCAAAUUGGUGAACCGGAACUUACCACUCAUAUUCAGCGAUUUUUACAUGACCAGCUCCAUCAUUCUGACUCCAACUCAGAAGCCUCAGAGGCUGGUGCUGGCUCAUCCAGUGCCCUUCCCCAACUACAUAAAAAAAUAACUCUGUACACAUCUGCCAUUGCCACCUUCUUCACUCCAAGUGAUGUCUCAGGCAUUGGUGGUAUGCACUAUGAGAAUGGCCCUGGUCGAUAUGACUGUGUUUUCAUUAGUACUGAUCCCACUGUCAAGGGUAUGCGUGGCUUCGAUAUCGCUCAAGUAAGGCUUUUCUUUUUAUUUAAACACAAUGGUGUACAUUACCCUUGUGCAUUUGUGCAUUGGUUCAAACACGACAACGUGCACGACUCACCAGACGAGAACACAGGAAUGUGGGUAGUAGAGCCUGAAAUCUACAAGGACAGUGGGACACAAUUUGCCUCCGUCAUUCACCUUGACUGCAUUUUUCGUGUGGCACACCUUAUGCCUGUAUUUGGGCAUGAAUUUGUACCUACUUAUCUCUCUUACACACAGACCCUUAAUGCUUUCCACACUUACUAUGUAAAUAAAUACAUUGACUAUCAGGCAUUUGAGAUUGCCUGGUGA
This is a messenger RNA of Suillus bovinus, 2736 nucleotides long. RefSeq lists its product as uncharacterized. The record is from RefSeq and is a predicted model, not a curated record. The transcript is spliced from 16 exons. The coding region runs from base 1 to 2736 and encodes 911 amino acids. NCBI's taxonomy places the organism in Eukaryota, Fungi, Basidiomycota, Agaricomycetes, Boletales, Suillaceae.